AUGUGGUGCACCGAAGUGCCCUCGUUUCGGGAUCUGAAUAUUUCAGCCGACUCCUGGAGGGUCUCCCUGUCAAGCCAUAACCUCAAGUCAUCAUCGAGAAUCAAUUAUAUCUCUAGCGGCAAGAUUGCUUGCAGGCCCAUCAAUGCACGCGACAAGUCGACUUUGCAGCCCCAAUACGAGGAUCCUGUCGACUUGCAUGGACUUGGUGUCAAGCUCAAGGAUGGAAUCUUCCAGAUUGCGUGCAUCAGCGCACUUCUAACGGCUUACUUCGAGGCUAUACGCCAGGCAAUCGCCUGGGGCGAUGAGGGGAAUGUGGACGCGCCACGGAAGACUAAGAUUCCCAAGACGAGCCAGGACGUUUAG
This is a messenger RNA of Recurvomyces mirabilis, 363 nucleotides long. RefSeq lists its product as uncharacterized. The transcript has 2 exons. Bases 1 to 363 code for a protein of 120 amino acids. The record is from RefSeq and is a predicted model, not a curated record. Lineage: Eukaryota; Fungi; Ascomycota; Dothideomycetes; Mycosphaerellales; Teratosphaeriaceae.